Bursaphelenchus xylophilus (pine wood nematode) is the source of this 707-nucleotide messenger RNA. The record is from the annotation of a GenBank genome assembly. NCBI's taxonomy places the organism in Eukaryota, Metazoa, Nematoda, Chromadorea, Rhabditida, Aphelenchoididae.
AUGUCAAGACUCGCCCCGUUAAUCAUCCCCGCUCUCUCCGAGCACACAGCAACGAUGAUCUUCCUGCAUGGACGUGGGGAUACUGGGUUUGGAUGGAAAGAUACCUUUGAGGGGGUUCUCAGACUUCCUUACAUGAAAGUUAUUUUACCCCAUGCUCCAACUCGAAAGUUGGCAAGGUGUGGGGGAGCGAGCAUGCCAGCGUGGUAUGAUUCCAAAAGUCUAACUUGGGAUGGUGGGGAGAUCGUAGAGCAUGUGGAAGGGAGUAGGAAAGUGGUAUUUGAUUUGAUAAACAAUGAGAUAUCUGAUGGAAUUGCACCAGAUAGGAUCUUGCUCGGAGGAUUCUCACAAGGAGCGGCGGUGUCCCUCUUCUCUGGCCUUACCUAUCAUCGAAAGUUGGGUGGGGUCGCCGCUUUGUCGGGAUAUCUGCUACAACAUUCAAGAUUCCCGGGCGAAUGUCAGGCCAAUAAGAAGACCCCAGUUUUCUUCGGUUGUGGGGAUUCUGAUUCCAUCGUUCCGUUCGGAAAUUUGAUGAAAAGAAGCUUUGAUUACAUUGAUUCGUUCCAGGAGGGAGUCGAAUUUCAUGUCUACCGUAAUCUAGAUCAUUCUGUAAGCAAUCAGGUAACUUAAUUUUGCGAGCAGUUCAUCGUUGAUUCUAGGAAUUGGACGACGUCAAGGAUUUCAUUGAACGGAACGUUCCCCGGGUUUAA